UGUGCAAAUUCAGUUCUGAAAUGGGUUACACACAGCUUGUCGUGCAAACGGACGGGGUUUUCGUCCGAUUCCGGCUUUCUUUCUUCUAUUUUUAUCAUGUCGGGCUGAGUCUUCUUCGAGAGCUUUUGUUCCUUGUUCUGCUACUUUCAACAAUGACCGAAGACGAUUAUGAUUUUCUCUACAAGAUCGUUAUUAUUGGGGACUCGGGCGUCGGAAAAUCAAAUCUCUUGUCUCGCUUUACGAGCAACGAGUUUAACUUGGAAUCAAAAAGUACUAUCGGUGUCGAAUUUGCCACCAAGAACCUGAAAAUUGAAGAACACACGAUUAAGGCACAAAUUUGGGACACAAGUGGUCAAGAGAGAUACAGGGCUAUUACAGGAGCUUACUAUCGUGGGGCGGUUGGCGCUCUUCUGGUCUAUGACAUCACACGACAGUCAUCCUUUCAGAAUGUUGAUCAUUGGUUAAAAGAACUCCGUGAACACUGUGAUAAUGAUAUUUCCUUGAUGUUGGUGGGAAACAAGUCUGAUUUGGCAGAUAACCGAGCGGUGAGCACGGAAGAAGCCAAGGAAUACGCUACGGAUCUGGAAAUGUUAUUCUUUGAAACAAGUGCCUUGGAUGCAACCAAUGUGGAUGUCGCUUUCCAAACCAUCUUUCAACGAAUUUACGACAAGAUUCCCAAAACCGUUCAGGGUGACGACACCAACGCCGGAUCGCAGCCUGGAAAGUUGAAUCAAAAUACCAUCAAACUUAAACCACCAACCACUGGCAGAGGCAACGGCGACAAUGAAACCCAGCCUGCACCUGCCGCUGCCUCCAGCGGAUCCUGCUGCUCAUAAAAUCAAUGAUUUUCUUCUUUAUCGUAUCGACCUUGUAUAUCCAUUUUCUCUAUGUUCGUCUGUUUAGUUUUCUAGAUGAUGUCCCAAAAACCUGAUCCAAUGCGUUCAUUGUCCCUUUUUUUCAUUUCGAAUUUAUUCAACAGGCACAGUUUUGAAAAAAAAAAAAAAAAAAAAAAAAAAAAAAAAA
Radiomyces spectabilis is the source of this 1023-nucleotide messenger RNA. Its product is annotated as ras family-domain-containing protein. The transcript has 7 exons. The record is from RefSeq and is a predicted model, not a curated record. Gene Ontology annotation, molecular function: GTPase activity; GTP binding. Bases 21 to 836 code for a protein of 271 amino acids. NCBI's taxonomy places the organism in Eukaryota, Fungi, Mucoromycota, Mucoromycetes, Mucorales, Radiomycetaceae. Gene Ontology annotation, cellular component: endosome.